AUGAACUCAGCGCCCCCUGCAGGCAGUGCUUUAUCCACUCCAGCGGGUGGAUUGGGCCCAACCACGCCCAAAAAGGGCCCGCCCAAAUUCAAACAAAGACAGACACGAACAUUCAAGAGCAAGGCACCUAAACCUGGCCAGAAAGGGUUUGGUGAUGAUAUUCCAGGAAUGGAGGGCCUUGGCACAGAUUUCACGGUGGUGUGCCCUUGGGAAGCCUUCGGGGACAUGGAGCUCAGUGAUCUCGCCAAGUACGGCAUCAUUUAA
This is a messenger RNA of Trichomycterus rosablanca, 264 nucleotides long. Its product is annotated as retinal cone rhodopsin-sensitive cGMP 3',5'-cyclic phosphodiesterase subunit gamma-like. Gene Ontology annotation, biological process: positive regulation of epidermal growth factor receptor signaling pathway; visual perception; positive regulation of G protein-coupled receptor signaling pathway. NCBI's taxonomy places the organism in Eukaryota, Metazoa, Chordata, Actinopteri, Siluriformes, Trichomycteridae. Gene Ontology annotation, molecular function: 3',5'-cyclic-nucleotide phosphodiesterase activity; cGMP binding. Gene Ontology annotation, cellular component: photoreceptor outer segment membrane. The record is from RefSeq and is a predicted model, not a curated record. The transcript is spliced from 3 exons. The coding region runs from base 1 to 264 and encodes 87 amino acids.